AUGCUCAAUCAAACUGCUGCCAACUUUGCAAGCUUCACCACAACCACCAUCGUAGCCACAGCUACACUCCAUACCAUGCCUUCUACCAUACCUGCCAUCAUACCUGCCACCAUACCCGCGUCCAUACCUGUCCCAAUACCCGUGUCCACAAGCACAAGCACAAAUGUGCACAUGGACACACAUUCUCUCCGGGAGGAGAGGAAUCGGAAGAAUCGAGCUGCCGUUGCCAAAUCACGGGCGAAGCAGAAAGCUUUGGCCCGCUCCUUGGAGGAAAAGCUUGGGAAGCGGGAGAUUGAGAACGAGGAGCUUCGGGGAACCCUUGCGGGUUUGAAGCGAGAGGCAGAGGAGUUGAAGGAGCUCCUUUGCCUCUCGACAAUGUUGUGUAUUUUCGAGCACGGCCUCUAA
Messenger RNA from Phycomyces blakesleeanus NRRL 1555(-), 405 nucleotides. Its product is annotated as basic-leucine zipper transcription factor. Gene Ontology annotation, molecular function: DNA-binding transcription factor activity, RNA polymerase II-specific; RNA polymerase II cis-regulatory region sequence-specific DNA binding. The record is from RefSeq and is a predicted model, not a curated record. Bases 1 to 405 code for a protein of 134 amino acids. The transcript is spliced from 2 exons. Gene Ontology annotation, biological process: regulation of transcription by RNA polymerase II; DNA-templated transcription. NCBI's taxonomy places the organism in Eukaryota, Fungi, Mucoromycota, Mucoromycetes, Mucorales, Phycomycetaceae.